Molecule: messenger RNA, 1902 nt
Organism: Arachis duranensis
Lineage: Eukaryota; Viridiplantae; Streptophyta; Magnoliopsida; Fabales; Fabaceae
Exons: 2
Coding region: 130-1314 (394 amino acids)
Source: RefSeq, a predicted model, not a curated record
UGUAAUUUAUUUUUUAUUGAGGGAUUAUUUCUAGACUUGGGUUACCCUGGAUAUAAUGAGGUGUACUGGCUAGAACCUGGUUUAAACUUAGGUAAGGGUCUUAGAGUGCUUAGGACAGAUGCUGAAGUGAUGAGGAUGUGUGAGAGUGCGAUAAAAAAUGACAACGCUGUACACCUAUAUUUUGAUCACCCCAUUGAUGUGAACCCUAAAAUCAUUGAUGAAGAAGUCGUGUCUGAUGGUAGCAGUGAUAGUAUGGUUGAAGUCAAUCCAGGUGGUGAUAAUGUGAAUGAGGUUAAUGAGAAGGAGAAUGAAGGUGUGAAUGAGACCAGAGCUGAGACUAAUGAAUUGAAUAUGGCUUUGAGUGUUGUUGUGAAGGAGACUGUGAAGGAGGUUGUAAAUGAGGCCACUGGUGAUGUAAACGAGUCGAACAAAGGUGAGAGUGGUGCACGGGAAGAAGCUGCGAAUGAUGAGAAAGGAACUGAAGGAGCAUCAGCUCCACAAAUGGGUGUUAGGAAGGUUAGAAAAAGGCAUCCAAGACCAUCAUCUAGUGGUUUAUCCCGAGAAAGAAGAGCUGCCGAAAAUGAGGUUCCUGAGAGUGAUCCUCGAAAAGCUGAAGCGGUAAAUGAACCCACAUACGAGACCAAUGCUGAUGAUGUUAAUGAUUCGAAUGAAGGUUCUGAUUUUGGAGAACCAGUUGUGGGUGAGUUGAGGCCAGAGAAACCAGUUACAGAAAAUUCAACAGAUAAUGUAACACAAACAACUGGGAGAACCAACACAAGGAGAAAUCAUCUAAGGCCUCAACCGUCUGGGCAAAGAAUUGUACCUGGAAAGGAGGAUCAAGCACCAAGGGUAGAGGUGCCUAACCCGAAUAGAGAAGAUGGCAAAAGUGAACCUGAGAUGUACCAAUAUGAGUUUGAAGAACUCUGUAGCCCUCCUGCAUCUGACGAUGAAGAGGAACCUGUAUUUCCUCAACAUAAUUCCAACACGCCAUAUGGGAAAAUAACUCUGGAGUUGAAUAUGGAGUUCGAGACCAUGGACCAAUUCAAAGCAGCAGUGCAGAAGUAUAACAUACAAAUUGGGAGACAGAUAUUCUAUCUGAGGAAUGAAAAGAAGAGGUGUAGGGUGAUUUGUUAUGACCCCGACUGCCCUUGGUUGUGCUACUGUGCUAAGACCAACUACCCAGCAUCCUUUCAGAUAAAGACAUUUGUAGACGAACAUACGUGUCCCAGAAGCAACAAGAGUAAGUUAGUUAGUUGUUCUUGGGUUGCUGAGGAACUGGUGCCAAAGCUCAUAAUCCAUCCCAAUAUGCUGUAGAGGGAGGCACAGGAGUGGUUUAAAGUGGAGUAUGACAUAUCAGUUAAUGAGAGGAUGAUGUAUAGGGCUAUGGACAAGGCCAAAGAGGUUAUUGAGGGAACAGAGAAAGAUCAAUACCUAAGGCUUAGAGACUAUCUGAACAAAUCAUGAAGGCUAAUCCUAGUUCAAGAGCCAACAUCGGGACUACUCCACAGCCAGAUGGGUUGCCUAGGUUUAGGAACUUGUACAUCUGUUUUGCUGCUUGCAAGAAUGGAUUUAAAGCAGGGUGUAGACCCUUUAUAGUUUUGGAUGGGACGUUUUUGAAAGGCUACUUUGGAGGGCAAUUACUAACUGCCGUUGGUCAGGACGCGAACAAUCAACUUUUUCCAAUAGCGUAUGGGGUUGUUGAUGCAGAAACUAGGAAAAAUUGGAGAUUCUUUUUGGAGGAGUUGCACACUGACAUAGGGGGCUAUAAUAAGAAUGGCUGGGUUUUUAUGUCGGACCAACAAAAGGUGAUGUGCACUAUGACUAUUGUAUUUGAAUUCUUAUGUGUUUCUAGAAGUAACUUCUCGAAUGUCUCCUAAUUAAUUGUGGUUACCAUUCAAUGCA